GGGCCAGCAGGUCACAUGACUCGCUCACAAAGAAGCUGUCAGCUGAUUCUGUGAACAAGCCGCUGGAGCUGCUAGAACGAAAGAUGACGACCUGUAGGCUCGCGGUGGGGAUUCUGUUCUGCACGGCUACAGUCCUGACGUCGUGCGGCGCCGCUACUAACCCCAACGUCACCACAAGCCUUCUCUGGCCGCUUCCCAGCAACCUAUCCUUCAGCACAGGCUACCUCACCAUCGAUCCCUCCAACUUCAAGUUUGUUCCCAGCGGCCCCGGUGGCAGCAGUCACCGUCGUGCAGGGUGCUCUGGAGCGAUACUACAAGUUUAUAUUCGACACUCCCGUCCCGUACUACCCUGGAGGGGACCCUGGGACCGUAAUGGGGACUCUUUCAAUGGUCUACGUGGACGUGGCGAGCAGUGACGAAUCUCUGGGACCUGAUACUAACGAAAUCUAUUCAAUGAGGAUAGGUCCAGGAACUUCCUCAAUGUCUUCUGCUACUGUGUACGGUGCACUUAGAGCACUUGAGACUUUCAGUCAGUUGGUGUAUAGGACACCAGAAGGAGGGUAUGCUAUCUCUGAAGUGAUGCUAGUGGACGCUCCCCGGUUCACCUAUCGUGGCAGUAUGAUCGACUCGUCUCGCCACUACCUCUCACGCAACACAAUCCUAGCUCACCUGGAUGCAAUGUCCUACAGCAAGUUCAACGUUCUCCACUGGCACAUCACAGAUGACCAGAGCUUUCCCUACGAGAGCAUCGUCUUCCCUCAGCUCAGCCAGAAGGUACGUUUAUGUAACCCCUCAGUGUCACGAUUCGUGUAUCAC
Geodia barretti is the source of this 816-nucleotide messenger RNA. The record is from the annotation of a GenBank genome assembly. Lineage: Eukaryota; Metazoa; Porifera; Demospongiae; Tetractinellida; Geodiidae.